AAACGGCAUUUUUGAAUGCGUCAACUGCUUCUUCUGGUGACUGGAACCUUUGACUACGCAGGCUGUUUUUAAUUUUCGGGAAAAAAUCGUUAGGACCUAAAUCGGGACUAUAUGGAGGAUGGUCCAGUAAUUGCACGGUUUCUUUCGUUGAAAACUGCCUUGUUUUUUGGGCUGUGUGUAAGCUUGCAUUGUCUUGGUGGAGGAUGAUU
This is a messenger RNA of Acanthoscelides obtectus, 209 nucleotides long. NCBI's taxonomy places the organism in Eukaryota, Metazoa, Arthropoda, Insecta, Coleoptera, Chrysomelidae. The record is from the annotation of a GenBank genome assembly.